Nerophis ophidion (straightnose pipefish) is the source of this 7043-nucleotide messenger RNA. Its product is annotated as calcium-activated potassium channel subunit alpha-1a-like. The transcript is spliced from 26 exons. The coding region runs from base 2950 to 6132 and encodes 1060 amino acids. Gene Ontology annotation, biological process: potassium ion transport; transmembrane transport. Gene Ontology annotation, cellular component: postsynaptic membrane. Lineage: Eukaryota; Metazoa; Chordata; Actinopteri; Syngnathiformes; Syngnathidae. Gene Ontology annotation, molecular function: large conductance calcium-activated potassium channel activity. The record is from RefSeq and is a predicted model, not a curated record.
UACAUUUUUAACCCCUAUCACAUAGGUUUUGUUGUUGAGUUUUGCUAAGUUAAUUUUAAGCUGUCCUUUCCUGUAGAGCUACAGUAUGAUGUCAUGUCUAGGAAUGGGAAUUGAUAGAGUUUUACAAUUCCAAUUUUUGGAAUCUGUUUAAUGAUUUGUCUUUUUUUUCUGAUUUUCUUUUGGACAAAAAUGAGAACAAACGUCGAUUAGCAUCAAUUUUGUUCAGAGUUGAAGAAACAUGAGUGUACAAACCCAUAAGUGAGGUCUUAAUAUCAAUCAAUCAAUCAAUGUUUACUUAUAUAGCCCUAAAUCACUAGUGUCUCAAAGGGCUGCACAAACCACUACGACAUCCUCGGUAGGCCCACAUAAGGGCAAGGAAAACUCACACCCAGUGGGACGUCGGUGACAAUGACGACUAUGAGAACCUUAGAGAGGAGGAAAGCAAUGGAUGUCGAGCGGGUCUAACAUGAUACUGUGAAAGUUCAAUCCAUAAUGGAUCCAAUACAGUCGUGAGAGUCCAGUCCAAAGCGGAUCCAACACAGCAGCGAGAGUCCCGUUCAUAGCGGAGCCAGCAGGAAACCAUCCCAAGCGGAGGCGGAUCAGCAGCGCAGAGAUGUCCCGAGCCGAUACACAGGCAAGCAGUACAUGGCCACCGGAUCGGACCGGACCCCCUCCACACGGGAGAGUGGGACAUAGAAGAAAAAGAAAAGAAACGGCAGAUCAAUAGUCCCACAUUAAUAUAUAACAAAACCUAUUUUAUUAUAGAAAUAAACAAUAUAUAACAUAAUAUAUUCUGCAGCAAUUACAGAAGAAUUUUCAGUAACAUGUUUAGAAUUUGGAGUGAAUCGAAGCACUGCGAACUGGUUUUGGUUCCCAACCCAAGUCAUGGCAUUGCCAGAAGAUCAAAGAACUGACAACGCGUCCUAUCAGGUCUGUGCUGUUCUUAGCCAUUCCAAGCCACAUGAUAGCAUACUUGCAUCAUAUAUGGCUAAUAAUUGGAUUCAUUUCUAAUAUUUAGUUGAACAAACGAAAACUUACACUCUGAAUGAAAGCUACAACCCCUGGAAAGAAAUGAUGGACUCCCCAGACUGAGAGGUCAUUCUGUUGUUUAAUUUUGUUGAAAAAAAAAGCAGAUAACAGACAUGACACACAACUGUAGUCAUUUCUGGCUGUAAAAAAAACAUAAAAAUACAUUUUAGUAGUCAGUAACAAUUUCAUUGUUAGAUCAAGCAGAGAGAAAUUAUGGAUUCACUCAAUUCUGGGAAAAAAAUAUUGAGUCAUCCUGUAAAUGAUAGAUAGAUAGAUAGUACUUUAUUGAUUCCUUCAGGAGAGUUCCUUCAGGAAAAUUAAAAUUCCAGCAGCAGUGUACAGAGUUGAGGUCAAUUUAAAGAAAGAAGUAAAAAGUAAAUAAUGGGGGUUUAAAUGGAAACAAAAUAGAGAAAUAUUACAAAAAGAAUAAAAACAAUGGGAAUAACAAUAUAACAGUAAAAUAAGAAUAUAACAAGACAAACUAGGCAGUAGUGAACAUGUUAUGAAAAAGUAUUGCACCGUUAAUGUUUUGCAUCCCCUGUCAUCCUAAUACCCCCCGUCCCAGAGAGGAGUUGUACAGUCUAAUGUGUGGGACAGGAGUUCUUGAGUCUAUUAGUCCUGCACUUGGGAUGAAGCAGUCUAGAACUGAACAGGCUCCUCUGGCUACUGAUAACACUAUGCAGAGGGUGACUGGCAUCAUCCAGGAUGCUCACUAGUUUGUCCACAGUCCUCUUCUCUGCCACCGUCACCAGUGAGUCCAGUUUCAUUCUGAUUGUAGAACCGGCCCGCCUGAUCAGUUUCUCCAGUCUGGAGCUGUCCUUAGAUGUACUGCCCCCCCCAGCACACUACCAUGUAGAACAGAACACUGGCAACCACAGACUGGUAGUACAUCCACAGGAGUUUUCAACAAAUGUUGAAGGAGUGCAGUCUCCUGAGGAAGUACAGCCUGCUCUGUCCUUUCUUGUACUGGUGAUCCGUGUUAACAGUCCAGUCCAGCUUAUUGUCCACCCAAACCCCGAGGUACUUGAAUGAGUCCACGGUCUGUACCUCAACUCCCUCGAUCACAAUAGGUUGUGACCGUGGACUCGACCUCCCAAAGUCAAUGACCAGCUCCUUGGUCUUUGACGGAUUGAGCUGCAAGACGUCCGUGUGGCACCAGACAACAAAGUCCCUCACCAGAUUCCGAAACUCCUCCUCUCUGCCGUCCCUGAUGCACCCGACGAUGGCUGUGUCAUCCGCGUACUUCUGGAUGUGACACAGCUCUGAGUUGUAGCAGAAGUCAGCGGUGUACAGGAUGAAGAGAAGAGGGGCCAGCACCGUUCCCUGCGGUGCUCCGGUGCUGCUGAUCACAGUGUCAGACGUGAUGUCCUUCAGUCUGACGUACUGUGGCCUGUCGGUGAGGUAGUUCGAAAUCCAGGCAACCAGGCAGGGGUCCACUUGCAUUUUGUAGAUCACACCUGCAUCAGAUUAUUGUUCAUUAGUCUGCAGUUAAAAAUGAGUGUUCACACCUUGGAGAGCUGUGUGCAUCAGGUGGAUUAUCAGGAAAGGAUGAUCAAAAUUUUUCAAGAAAAUGAUUUUGCUUGUUCAAAGUCAGCUGGGUCUACAAAAUUAAAAAACGGACUGAACAUUCUCUCAGUCUGGUGAAUCCAUCAGUUUGUGCAGGGGUUGUAAUGCUAACACUUUCUUCCUUAAUUCCCACAAAUCCUAAUUGUACAUUGGGGUUUAAUGCACACACAUGUUGUUUCAUUACGUGACAUGUUUUUUUUGUUUGUUUUUUUAAACCCGAAUGCAACAAGCUGUUUGCAAAGCUUAGCGAUAUGAGGACAUUGGUGGUGAUGUGUGGUGGCAGGCUCUCAGGGAUGACAUGCAGGUCAGUUUGUGGCCAGACUUGCUUUCUGGUCUCUUCAUUUCUGUGGAUAAAUGCUAAAGAAGCUUAGGCUGUAUUAUCCUGAUGGGAAAAGGGUUGGCUCUAAGCUGGACAUAACAUUCGCUGAUGGCUCGCGGGCUGGGGGAAAGCUCGAGAAGUCAUAUGGAGACAUCGUCUCCUACGGAAGGAUCGUAGUUAUUCCUGCAGCCAUGAUUCCCACCAAGAUGUUGGUGUACAAGGGGCCCGAUGGCGGCACCCAGACGGUUUCUUACAGCAGGCGGCGGAAGAAAUCCACGGGCGAACUCUUCCAGAAAGGAUACAGGGUCAGGAAUGGCCCCGACAAAGAGGAGCAGGAUGGCACUUCCUGCUUCCAUGUCGUCUCCUACUGGGGCUUGAGGUUUUUAAGGGCCUUAAGGUUGAUACAGUUCUCAGAAAUUUUACAGUUUUUGAAUAUUCUCAAGACAAGUAACUCCAUCAAGCUGGUCAACUUGUGUUCCAUCUUCAUCAGCACUUGGCUGACAGCCGCAGGAUUCAUCCAUCUGGUGGAAAACUCAGGGGACCCUUGGGAAAACUUCCAGAAUUCCCAAGCGCUUUCCUACUGGGAGUGCGUCUACUUGCUGAUGGUGACCAUGUCCACUGUGGGCUACGGAGACGUUUAUGCAAAAACCACCCUGGGACGACUCUUUAUGGUCUUCUUCAUCCUUGGGGGACUGGCCAUGUUUGCUCGCUACGUGCCAGAAAUUGCCGCUCUCAUCCUUAAUCGGAAGAAAUACGGAGGGAGUUAUAACUCGACCAGAGGCAGAAAACACAUCGUGGUGUGCGGCCACAUCACGCUGGAGAGCGUGUCCAAUUUCCUCAAAGACUUCCUACACAAGGACAGGGAUGAUGUCAAUGUAGAAAUAGUUUUUCUCCAUAAUAUUUCCCCUAAUCUUGAGCUGGAAGCCUUGUUCAAGCGCCACUUCACCCAGGUGGAGUUCUACCAAGGGUCCGUCCUCAACCCGCACGACUUGGCCAGGGUGAAAAUUGAAUCGGCAGACGCCUGCCUGAUCUUGGCUAACAAAUACUGUGCUGACCCCGACGCAGAGGACGCCUCCAACAUCAUGAGGGUGAUCUCCAUCAAAAACUACCACCCAAAGAUCCGCAUCAUCACUCAGAUGCUGCAGUAUCACAACAAGGCUCACCUGUUGAACAUCCCCAGCUGGGCCUGGAAGGAGGGCGACGACGCCAUCUGCCUGGCCGAGCUCAAGCUGGGCUUCAUCGCCCAGAGCUGCCUGGCUCAGGGUCUGUCCACCAUGUUGGCCAACCUCUUCUCCAUGAGGUCCUUCAUCAAGAUCGAGGAGGACACGUGGCAGAAGUAUUACCUGGAGGGCGUGGCCAACGAGAUGUACACAGAGUACCUGUCCAGUGCCUUCGUGGGCAUGUCUUUCCCCGUUAUCUGCGAACUUUGCUACGUCAAGCUGAAGCUGCUGCUGAUAGCCAUCGAGUACAAGUCCGACCAGAGGGAGAGCAGCACGCUCAUCAACCCUGGCAACCACGUUAAAAUGCAAGAGGGGACGCUGGGCUUCUUCAUUGCCAGCGAUGCCAAAGAAGUCAAAAGGGCGUUGUUUUACUGCAAAGCCUGCCACGAUGAUGUCACAGACCCCAAACGGAUCAAGAAAUGUGGAUGCAAGAAGUCAAAAAACACCUACAAUGGCUACAUCAAAUCAAUCGAGGAGAACCAACAGUCGGUGCUGUCGCCGAAAAAAAAGCAGCGAAACGGCGGCAUGAGGAACUCCCCCAACUCCUCGCCAAAGACAAUAAGACACGACCCUCUCCUCAUCCCCGGCGGCGAGCAGAUGGAGAGCAUGGACGAGAACGUGAAGAAGUACGACUCCACGGGGAUGUUCCACUGGUGCAUCUCUAAAGACAUCGAGAAGGUGGUCCUGACUCGGAGCGAGGCGGCCAUGACGGUGCUGAGCGGCCACGUGGUGGUGUGCAUCUUCGGCGAUGCCAAAUCGGCGCUGAUCGGCCUGCGCAACUUUGUGAUGCCGCUGCGGGCCAGCAACUUCCACUACCACGAGCUCAAGCACAUCGUCUUCGUGGGCUCGCUGGAGUACUUCAAGCGCGAGUGGGAGACGCUCCACAACUUCCCCAAAGUCUCCAUCCUACCUGGCACGCCGCUGAGCCGAGCAGAUCUGAGGGCUGUCAACAUCAACCUCUGCGACAUGUGUGUCAUCCUGUCAGCCAAUCAGAACAAUAUCGACGACGCGUCACUGCAGGACAAAGAGUGCAUCUUGGCGUCGCUCAACAUCAAGUCCAUGCUGUUUGACGACAGCAUCGGCGUCUUGCAGGCCAACUCCCAGGGCUUCACGCCGCCAGGUAUGGACAGAUCGUCUCCGGAGAACAGUCCGGUCCACGGCCUGGUGAGGCAGACGUCAGUGAGCACGGGGGCAAACAUUCCCAUCAUAACGGAACUAGCGUUAGCAAAGGCAGGCAAAAAAGUGCCUGUGAUUUCACUCAGUCAGGAUAAAAGCAGCGGGACCAGCAUACAAAUGAUUACGGAGCUCGUUAACGACUCCAACGUUCAGUUCCUGGACCAAGACGAUGACGACGACCCGGACACAGAGCUGUACCUGACUCAGCCUUUUGCCUGUGGGACCGCUUUUGCCGUCAGCGUGCUGGAUUCUUUAAUGAGCGCCACGUACUUCAACGACAACAUCCUCACCUUGAUCCGCACGCUGGUGACGGGCGGCGCGACGCCCGAGCUGGAGGGGCUCCUGGCAGAGGAGAACGCCCUGCAGGGCGGCUACAGCACGCCGCAGACGCUAGCCAACAGGGACAGGUGUCGCGUGGCGCAGCUGGCCUUGUACGACGGGCCCUUUGCAGACCUCGGGGACGGUGGUUGCUACGGUGACCUCUUUUGCAAAGCCCUGAAAACCUACAACAUGCUCUGCUUCGGCAUCUACCGCCUACGUGACGCACAUCUAAACUCCCAAAGUCAAUGCACCAAACGAUACGUCAUCACCAACCCACCGUACGCCUUUGAGCUGGUGCCCUCCGACCUCAUCUUCUGCCUAAUGCAGUUUGACCACAAUGCAGGCCAGUCGCGGACCAGCCUCUCACACUUGUCUCACUCGUCGCAUUCCUCCAGCAAAAAGAGCUCAUCCGUCCACUCCCUUGCCGCCAUCAACCGCAACAACCGCACCAAGAGCAGAGAUCCCCGAGACAAGCUAAAAAAAGACAUGGUUUACAGAUGAGCAGGACAACACUCACCUGAGGACCAUGAAUCACAUCCAGCCUGUGAAUACGCUCGCCACCAACAAGAUCGCCGGCAGCUCCAUCCCCAUCGGGGAAGCGGACGACGGAGGCCGGCAUCUGGAAUCCUAGAGUGGGGACAAAUACGUAGACAAUCAAACCGUUGCGGGCGGCUGGAGCUGAGCACCAAAUAAAAAGUUGCCUUCCCAGCUGACUGUUGACCAACAACAUUCACACUCGUCGGUGUUUGCACACUUCUUCUGUACAGCGAUGGCCACUGUUGGUACACAACAUUUGUGAUUAGGGCCAGUUCUUACCAAUGACACUCAGCUCCAGCCUGACUGUUUGUCCUCGACUUACCUUUGCCUUUUUUCACAACGUAAUACAUGUUUUUCAUGUCGGGUAAACUCACUGGCUUUCUUCCAAAUAUGAUAGAGCUGUUUUGCAAACGACAAAAUCACCAAAAACAAAACGGUAGAAUGUUGAAGCCACGUAUCGCAUAACGUGGGCGUAAUGAAGUCCUCCUUUGGCUGGAAGCACUGCCCGAUGAUACAUACGCGUUUGUAUUAUUUCUUUGAAACCCCGCGAAAACAGCUCUAUCAUACGUUCCAUGUUCCAUCCCUGUGAUCAAUGCAUACCCGCUUUAGCGUGUGUUUGACUAAGAUGUGUCACUGGUACCACCAGAGGGCAGUGCUUCAGCCAACGGAGGACUCCAGAGGGCCCACAGCUGCGAGAAGAGGCUUCAGUUUCGAUUGAAUUGGAAAAUGUCUUAACUAUAACAAUGUGAAAUGUUUCGCUCUUAACCUGUGGCCACAAAAACAGUGCUGCUAAGUUAUUUAUGUCUGCUACUACUAGGCUUGUAAAUUCAUUGUAUUUUUUGUAUUUUCAACAAAUUAAACAACUCUGUAUUGUG